Prunus armeniaca (apricot) is the source of this 261-nucleotide messenger RNA. The record is from the annotation of a GenBank genome assembly. Lineage: Eukaryota; Viridiplantae; Streptophyta; Magnoliopsida; Rosales; Rosaceae.
AUGGUUAAGCACCCCAUCAUCGUCGAGCUCCACGAGGUCAUGGCCAGCAAAUCCAAGAUCUAUUUCGCCAUGGAUCUGGUUCGUGACGGCGAGCUCUUCGCCAAAAUCUCUAAAAACCGGCUCAAAGAAGACGUGGCCAGAGUCUAUUUCCAACAGCUGAUCUCAGCCAUCGAUUUCUGUCACAGUCGCGGCGUCUACCACCGGGAUCUGAAGCCGGAGCAAGCUUUGGUUUAUCUCAGAUUUUUGGUUUAUCCAUUCUGA